Trichosporon asahii var. asahii CBS 2479 is the source of this 729-nucleotide messenger RNA. RefSeq lists its product as uncharacterized. Lineage: Eukaryota; Fungi; Basidiomycota; Tremellomycetes; Trichosporonales; Trichosporonaceae. The record is from RefSeq and is a predicted model, not a curated record. The coding region runs from base 1 to 729 and encodes 242 amino acids. The transcript has 2 exons.
AUGCCCAAACACAGUCCAUUGGUGGAUUCUGAUGGUUACAAAUUGAACAAAAUGUGGAGAGACGGAGACUUUGAAGUCAUCUCGAACGAGGACGUCAAGUUUUGCGUGCCGUCGUACCAUCUGCAGUCUGCCUCGACGGUGUUCCGUGACAUGAUUGCGGCGGGGUCGGGGGAGAAGCGCAUUGAGCUCGACGAGACGACGCGGACGAUCGAGGACUUUCUCAUGUUCGUGACGACGGGUUGCGCCAGAUUUGCCUCCAUGGACGGCAGGGUGCGUUUCGACGAGACAGUCAAUCUCAUCGCCUUCCUGCGCAAGUACGGGUGCGACGGCAUCGAGUCGCAUCUGCGCAACUACAUCCGCGCCCCUUGGCACGGACACAGCGAAGACUACAAGUACCUCCGCAUGCUUGCCGCUAUGCACCUCGACAUGCCCGAUGUCGUGGCCGAACUCAUCCGCGACAGCCCCGAGAUGUUUGCGUGGUUGGAUCCUGCCGCGCCCGCGCCCGCCACGCCCACAGCGGACGAGUGGCGCCCCCGUCGCCUCGCAUAUGCCAUCUUCGAACACAUCCCGAACAGGUACUUGUGGGCGCUCAUGGCGGCGGGAGUGUUCGUCGAUGAAUGGGUAGGCCGGUUCGGUGGCAAAGACGAAAGGUUGUCGGAAAAGGAUGCUGCUGAGCGGUUUCUCUGGUUCGCCGAGAAUGCGUUCCUCAGCACCAGAGCUGAUCCGUAG